Messenger RNA from Pangasianodon hypophthalmus (striped catfish), 7129 nucleotides. RefSeq names its product NUAK family, SNF1-like kinase, 1b (gene nuak1b). Gene Ontology annotation, cellular component: cytoplasm. The record is from RefSeq and is a predicted model, not a curated record. Gene Ontology annotation, biological process: microtubule cytoskeleton organization; protein phosphorylation; intracellular signal transduction. NCBI's taxonomy places the organism in Eukaryota, Metazoa, Chordata, Actinopteri, Siluriformes, Pangasiidae. Bases 1940 to 3829 code for a protein of 629 amino acids. The transcript has 7 exons. Gene Ontology annotation, molecular function: tau-protein kinase activity; protein serine/threonine kinase activity; ATP binding.
GAACUAAGAGGCUGAAACCUGUUCCAGCAUGACAAUGCCCCUGUGCACAAAGCGAGCUCCAUGAAGACAUGGUGUGUGAAGGUUGGAGUGGAAGAACUCGAGUGUCCUGCACAGAGCCCUGACCUCAACCCCACUGAACACCUUUGGGAUGAACUGGAACACUGACUGAACCCCAGACCUCCUCACCAACAUCAGCGCCUGAUCUCACUAAUGCUCUUGUAGCUGAAUGAACACAAAUCCCCACAGCCACGCUCCAAAAUCUAGUGGAAAGCCUUCCCAGAAGAAUGGAGGUUAUUAUUACAGCAAAUGGGGUCUACAUUCAUAUUUAUAUCCAUGGUUUUAAAAUGGCAUGGUCAGUAAGCACACAUGGGUGUCAUGGUCAGGCGUCCACAUAUUUUUGGCCAUGCAGUAUAUUUCACAUGCUACUCUUAAAAAAGCUCCUGUUAACACCCUAAGAUGUCUUUUGCUUUGUUCUUCUGGAGAAAUCCUGAAAGAUUGCAGGGAUACUUCUCCAACAGAGGGUUCCUUAGAAGCUUCAUUUAGAGCCUAGAAAGGUUCUGCAAAAAAUAAAUGAAUAAAUGAACCUUAGUCAAACAAUGAUACCUUACUGACUGUCACAUACUCCAUGCACAUGUUUGUGGGUAGUUAAGAAGAACCUUUUAAGUUUUUUUUUUUUGAUUGCAGAACCACACUGAGGUCGAAAAACCCUUUAUAUCUCUCAGAUAGCUCUGCACUAAGCGUGCUACUAAGCGUUAAUUAUGCACAGUGCUCUUGCAGCACGGACGGUAUUAGGACGCAGCUUCUUGUCUUGGUCGCGUGAGAGAGGGAAAAGCCCCAAAACCUACAGAGGGCCGGAGCGGACUACAAAAGGCACGAGCGAUGACUCCGCCUCUCCGGUUCUUUUCUCUCUCUCUCUCUCUCUCUCUCUCUCUCACUCACUCAUAUUCCUGUCACUGAAGCAGGAGGAGAGCAGACAGACACAGAGAGACGGAGGAGAGCUACACCAUGGCCAUGUUGAAGAGGGCGCAGCUGUUUGAAAGCGCCAGCAGCCGCGCGCGUCUCACCUCGACGUGGUCACGGAGCGCCGCACGCGCCGCAGCCGGAAGCCAGAUGAGUGACGCCGAGGCGCGCGAGCCGCCGACAAUAUGAGGCUCCUCCGCACGUUGACCGCCGAGCUCGGCGCUGCUCUCACGGCAAGCAGUCACGCUUUAGGUGUUGGGUUUUUUUUUUUUUUUUUUUUACGGUGAAUUCGAGCAAUAGUAAUUGUAGGCUAUGCGGCGUCCCAGGUAAACAAAGAAAUACCGGGGGGAGGCCAUGGUCAGAUCCCGAGGACGGAGAGUGACGCUUUUGUACGCUGAGAAUAGGAGAAAUAACAUUACUUAGGCUAAUGUGUGUCUCUGUGUGAUAGGCUGAUUGUCUUUUUUUUUUUUUUUUUUUUUUUUUUUUUUGUUUAUAUAAUGUAGUGAAUUAAAUGCCUAACAGCAAGUGUACUAGAAAUAGUCUAAACUGAACAAAUAGCGUCCAAGACUUCUUAGUGUUUAUAUUAAAAUGCCUCGUAUUGUGCACGUGAGAUGCCAGUUCACAUGCAUAACAACCCCAUCCUCUUUUUUUAUUCAUCCUUGUCAUUGCUCGAACCUUUUUUUUAGGCUAGGGAACAGAUUUUAGAUAUAGAACAGACUAUAGGUGGAAUAACUGCAGUACACGACACACAUGUGUGUUCAUGAUGGAUCACUAGAGAUCCCUGUAAUCAGUGACAGUCAUCAUUAUUUUAUAUGUCAGCAUAUAACAUAACAUAACAUAACAUAACAUAAGAACAUAAUACAGGCAGACGUCUUUAUUUAUUUAUUUAUUGAUAUAUCUUAGAAUUAGGUUAUUAACCUAUUAUUGAGACUUCAAAGCUAGGUAGUGGAACAAAACAUUAAUCAAGUAGGAAGAGUUGAUGUCCUGCGUGGACAUGGAUGUGAGCAGGCCAGAGGGUGAGGCACUCCAGGGCUCACCGGGGAAACCGGGAGGCGAUGAGCCGCUCGCCGUGUCACCUCAGUCGGGCGGGGAGAGCCAGCGCAGCUCGGGAGUGAAGAAACACCACCACAAACACAACCUGAAGCACCGAUACGAGCUGCUGGAGACGCUGGGCAGAGGCACGUACGGCAAAGUGAAGAAGGCCAUCGAGAGGCAUUCAGGCAGAGUGGUUGCUAUUAAGUCCAUUAAGAAGGAAAAAAUCAAGGAUGAGCAGGACAUGGUGCACAUCCGUCGGGAGAUUGAGAUCAUGUCGUCCCUACGCCACCCCCACAUCAUUUCUAUAUAUGAAGUAUUUGAGAAUAAGGACAAGAUCGUGAUCGUGAUGGAGUACGCCAGUAAGGGGGAGUUGUAUGACUACAUCAGCGAGCGUCGGCGACUUACAGAAAGAGAGACACGCCACUUCUUCAGGCAGAUAGUGUCUGCAGUGCACUACUGCCAUAAGAAUGGUGUGGUGCAUAGGGAUCUGAAACUGGAAAAUGUGCUACUGGAUGAGAACUGUAAUAUAAAGAUUGCCGACUUUGGCUUGUCCAACCUGUACCAUAAGGACAAGCUCUUACAGACGUUUUGUGGUAGCCCGCUGUAUGCGUCACCAGAGAUUGUCAAUGGAAGGCCUUAUCGUGGCCCUGAGGUGGAUAGCUGGGCCCUGGGAGUGCUGCUCUACACUCUGGUCUAUGGUACGAUGCCGUUUGAUGGAGGAGACCACAAGAACCUCAUCCGCCAAAUCAGCAAUGGUGAAUACAAAGAACCGACCCAGUCUUCAGAUGCUCGUGGUCUGAUCCGCUGGAUGCUGAUGGUGAAUCCUGAGCGGCGUGCUACAGUGGAGGACAUUGCCAAUCACUGGUGGGUGAAUUGGGGUUGGAAGAAUAGUGUGUGUGACUGCGAGAGCCAACGUGACACAGGGUCCCCCAUGCUGGCUCGCCUUAUCGACUGGCAGAGCCGCACUGAGCCGCGAGUGCCCAAAGGAGCCCGGCCUGAACCACUUCCACUCAUCCGUCAACGGCCUAAGAAGAGCAAGAAGGAGAAUGAUGGUGGGAUGCCCCACUGUGAUGAGGACGACAACCUGGGCCUGAAGCGACCAAAGGGAAUACUCAAAACUCGGCAUUCUGAAGAGCAGCGCUCACCCAGCCUGGAGGACAUUGAGCUAAUGCCUGCCACUGAAGGUGCAGAAAAAGAGGAGGGGUCUCCUGCUGGCCAAGAGGAAGAUGAGCCUACAUUCAGAGGAGGACUUCUGGCCAAGAUGGUGCCCGUUCUCCCAAAGAAGGGCAUCCUGAAAAACAAGCAACAACGGGAAUCAGGGUACUACUCUUCACCAGAGCGCAGCGAGUCCUCUGACCUGCUAAGCGGCAGCAGUAUCACACCCCUUGGUGCCAGCUCACCACCCAAACGCGCAGUGGGGAGGAAGGGCAUUCUGAAGCGCAAUGGAAAGUACUCCACCUACAGUGCCACACCUUCUGUGGCUGCCCUCGGAGAGACUCCAUCUGGUGAUUCAGGUUUAUGGCGUAGCCAGAGCCGACCAUCCAGCAUUGUGGGGGAAGACAGCAGCGUCCUGACCAACAGCUCCUUCAGUGGGGCAGAGUGGCCACAAAUCGGCCCAAGGCCCAACAUCCGAGGCUGUGCGUCAGCUGAGAAUAUACUCCAGCUGGCCAACUUUAAAGGGUUGCAGGCAGCUCCAGCCCUGCAUGGAGGGAAGUUUGGUCGAGGGGUGCACGGCUCACCUGGGGACAACAGCAGCUUCUCCCUGCUGGGAGAUCUGGAUGAUGUAACACAGGUAUACCAGCAAGCCCUGGACAUCAGCAGCAACCUGGUGUAGAGAGAGAAAUGGGGAGAGGGUGAUCUAGAGAGAAGGCUGAGAGAAUGAAUGUGGAGGUGUUUGUUUUGUGUAUCUCUGACGACCAGUUGCAGUGCUGGGAUAAUCUGAUUGAGAGGCUUGUGUGGAUUGAAUUGAGGGAGUUAUACACUGCCAAACACACACCAUGUAAGACUUGAGAUUUGUGAAGUAGGGAAAUUGAUUGUUAGUCCUCUAGUGCCCUUGACCCUCAUGAAAAUCAGUGAUGAGUUCAAAUGUUUACAUGUUAAGCAAAAAGUGAGUUAAAAUCACACAUAGACACCCUACAAUGGGAGGCUCUGAAUCAAAAUAAAGAGCCGAGCUAUGUUUACAAAAGCACCUUAACUCACACAGAGCACAUGUUGUGAUCUUUACUUCCUAUGAAAAAGAAAAAGAAAACCAGGGUCUUGCUCAAAAUGAACUGUCAGUGUCGUUUAUUUAUUAAUAUUUUGCGUAGAUUUAACGAUACAGAACCGGUGUGGUCUGACUGUACUGGAAGAACUUCAUCUCUCCUUAAACUCAAAUGGAACUGACAUAUAUAAUGGCUAUGUUAUUUAAUUAGUUGUUAGAAAAAAUUACAUGCCUACAUAAGGCAAGAAGCCUCAUAUAUGACAGACCCUUACAGGUCUCAUAUCCAGUCACAUAUAUAUGAGAAUAUGUAAGAAGUGCCUUUUUAAUUCAUAUGAAAUUAUGUAUGUCAUUUCCUUAAGGUGGAGAGAGAUGCCAGGUGGAGCCAUCACCAGAUGUGCUAACUUGUUAAUGUGUUGAAUGUUGAGAGACCCAGGACCUUAGAGUGCAAAGCCCUUUCAUAUUAACCAGCUAACACAAUACCUCACUAUUAGCUUAAGCAGUCAGGCUUGUUUGGUCAUAUUGAAGAUUAUUUUCAGGCUUUACUUAAUUAUGGUGGAGGCAGGCAGCUUUUAAAGCUGCUUACCCGUUGUGACCUCCCUGAAGCCGUCACACAGUGACCUUGUUUCUGUUCAUUCUGCUGCAAUAUCUUAGGUUUUGUCCUCAAAGAAAUCCUUUAAAAAGCUCAUGUGUCUGAAGGAGUCUAUGAAGAGAACUAGUGAAUUGGUUUCCUGUCUGGGUUUGCGUAUACGAAUUCUCGUUUUCCGCAAAUGUAACAUGCUGAAAUGGGCGGUUUGGACAUUUCCAUUGUUUUUCCUGGAAAGCUGAAGUCACUGUGUUUAUAUCUAGUGCAGUUAUGCUUCAUUAACCCAUUGACCAAUACACAGCCACUGUUCCCCAAUAAUCUUUGUGGCAUUCAGAAGUGAAGAUGAAGUAAAUAUAUUUAUUUCAAAACAAUGAUCCAGCUUUUGUGUCCAAUACCAAAAAUCUCCUUGUCAUGGCAUGUUUGUACUGGAACUUGUCCUAGCUGUCAGGAUGAAGAAAUUUAAUACACAUUUAAAUGAGUAGGACUGUUGCUCAGUGAUCAGUGUAAGUGUGUAUUCAUUAAGCAUUAAUAUAGUUCUGUAUAGUUUGCUAUAGGCGGUAGGUGAGUGUGGAUGUUGGGUGAGAGAGAUAGAGUAAUGUGUUCAUAGUCGUAGGUAAAUGAAAAACGUUUAGCCUUUUCUAGUAAGUGGGUUUUUAUGAUUGAUUUACUGGAAAUAGAAGUGGAAGGAUGAUUGCAAGUGUUGAAGUAGCAUGAUGAGAUAAGUAGCAAUGAAGAAAGUGAGUGGAUGGGAAUUACGUUUUGCUCAUCGUGUGAUGAGAUCUGAAGGAUUGAAAGGAAAGUGUCUUUUAAACAUGCCGGUGUUAUCGUACAUGGAUGUUAGUGUUCAACUGAGCAUUCUUGUUUGUUCAGCUCAACUCCAGCAUCACUGAGUUGCAACAGGACAGCUGAAAAUGAUAAAUACCCAAACUAUUGCAGGAAGUGCACAUAUCAAAUUUAUUUCCCAAACAACAAACUGACCAACAUCUGCAGGACAUAUGAAGGCAUUUUGUGCAACAGAGGUCCUGGGUACUGAGAGAAAUGAGACACCCUUUGUGUAUCGUAUUGUAUUGCAUUUUUAUAUUGCAUUGUAUUGUCAACUGGAUUCACAGUGAAGGAAUUAUACUAUGUUAGUAUUUUGUUUAAUUAUAUUUCAGUUUUUGAUUCUCCAAAAUAUUGAAUCUUUAUUAUUUUAUUUUAUUUUAAUGGCAGAAACUUGGAUGCGGCUAGGUUUGACUGAUUUGACUAGGGCUAACCAAAGCCCAUCCCCUCGGUGUUCACAUUAAAUUAAUUACAUUAAUCCAUACAUUUAAUAAAAGUCACUUGACUGAAAUACAGCCGCUCAACUUAGCUUUCACACUUUGGCGCCUACACAGUGGUUUGGUGGACGGGUCUAACUUUCGACUAGGCAGUUUCAGCAGCUGCUUCAAUUCAUAGCAGUUUCCAGUUUCCCCAAAUUUUCCAAAAUGCUCCCAUCAUUUUCCAAAAUGCUCCCAUCAUUUUCCAAAAUGCUCCCAUUAAAUAUCUGAAGUGGUCUUACGCUGCACUGAGAUGUUGGCUUAUUUGUUCUUUUCACUGCCGAAGUUUCUGGACAUGACUCACACUGUAAAUCGCCCCAAAGUGCCAUCAUAGUAUAUCUGUACACAAUUCACCUCUGCCACAAAGUCAUACCAAAAAAAGGAAGGAAAGAUAUCAAGCUAUGCAUUAGUCGAUGAGCCGCAAACAUGCUUUCUGCCAAACUGGAAUUAACUGGUGCAUAUCUGUUAGUUAGCAGAAAGUCUACUUAUAGGAAAACUUGACUGGAUAUUGUUAUUGACAACAAGAAGAUGGUAUUAUUAUGUUAUUUAAGUAUUAUUUUUGUUACAAUUCAUUACUGUUGUUGGCUAAAGCCACAAUAAUCAUUUUUAUUUUUCAUUUUAUUGAUUUGAAUACCUGGACUGCCGAGGUGGUUUUUGUUUCAGUGCCUUUGCUAUCUCUUAUGAUCAUUUUUAAUUUUUUUUUUUUUUAUAAGAGUAAUUAUAGCAAUUGUGUUUUUAUACUCUAUUUAUUUUGGUAGUGAAUCCAUUUUGGUUGAUGUAACGCCACUCCAUGCCUUGUCUAAGACUGUGUGGGUGUUUAUAUACGAAGAGACGCGAUGACCUGGAAGGACGGGGAGGAAAAAGAGAAUGAGAGGGAGUGAGAAUGCAGUGAGGGUGCUGGUUUUUUCAUGCUGGGGUUAUUUUGUGUUUGGUUAAGGAGCUGAUAAGGCCUGUAUUUAUCUGUGAAAGCUGAAGGAGUUAAGUGGUCAUCAUCUGUAUGGCAAAACCAAGCCACUGUAAAAUCAACUCUGUUAAUAAAUGGAUCAUUUCAAAGUA